AUGUCUGGAUUGCAAGCCGUCAAGUAUACUCGAGGCCGCCUCGAGGUUCUCGACCAGUUGAGACUUCCCCACGAGUUCCACUACGAUGAGGUCUCGACGAGCGAAGAGGCAUUUGACUGCAUCAAGUCAAUGAGAGUCCGUGGUGCCCCAGCCAUUGCCAUUGUCGCCGCCCUCGCGCACGCUGUCGAACUCCACAACGGAAGCUGCACCGCCUCUUCUGCGCAAGAUACCGUCUCCUAUAUCGAUUCGCGGCUGGAUUAUCUCAAAGAAAGCAGACCUACCGCCGUCGACCUGACCAACGCCAUCAACCAGCUCAAGGCUCGUAUUCGCACUGCGCCCCAAGACGACGCCAAGAGUAUUAUUGCUGCGUACAUUGAAGAGGCUGAGAAAAUCCUGCAGAAGGAUCUCCAGACCAACCUCUCCAUUGGUGACCAUGGAGCCCAGUGGCUGAAGGAGACGGCCAACGCAUCCCCCGAGUCCAAGAUCUCCGUUCUUACUCACUGCAACACCGGUUCCCUGGCAACAUCGGGUCAUGGAACCGCCCUCGGCAUCAUCAGAACUCUCUACUCCAACAACCUGCUGCAGCACGCAUACUGCACCGAGACGAGACCUUACAACCAGGGCAGCAGACUGACUGCCUUUGAACUCGUUUACGAGAAGAUCCCCAGCACCCUUGUCACGGACUCAAUGGCCGCCGCGCUGUUCGCUCUGCAGAGGGAGAAGAUGAACAUUGCUGCUGUCAUCGUAGGCGCUGAUCGUGUUGUCCGCAACGGCGACACCGCCAACAAGAUCGGCACGUACCAGCUGGCUGUUCUGGCCAAGCACCACGGCGUCAAGUUCAUUGUCGCGGCCCCCACCACCAGUAUCGAUCUGGAGACGGAGACUGGCGCCGGCAUCAAGAUCGAAGAGCGCAAGAGUGAGGAACUGACGCAGAUUUCGGGUGCUGUCGUCCAGGCCGACGGCAGUGUUGAUGUUUCGCAGACUGCCCGCGUGGCUACGGCCGACCAGCGCAUCAACGUCUGGAACCCUGCCUUUGACGUGACUCCUCACGACUUGAUUGAUGCUGUUGUCACGGAGAAGGGUGCUGUAGUUAAGAACGCCGAGGGCAAGUUUGAUUUCCGUCACGUCAUGCCAGAGAGAUGGGCGCAGGUUGUUGGCCAGUAA
Colletotrichum truncatum is the source of this 1164-nucleotide messenger RNA. Its product is annotated as S-methyl-5-thioribose-1-phosphate isomerase. The record is from RefSeq and is a predicted model, not a curated record. Lineage: Eukaryota; Fungi; Ascomycota; Sordariomycetes; Glomerellales; Glomerellaceae. Gene Ontology annotation, molecular function: S-methyl-5-thioribose-1-phosphate isomerase activity.